AUGAUUUUGGUGCUCUUCAGAGGAGAACCAUGGCAUCGGCUCCGUCGAGAGGACUUCUCACAGGUCGACCAAGGUGACUCUGUAGAGCUCUUCGAUCUCAUAUGGAGCAUGAUGAGAACGGACCCCUCGAUGCGAGUCGACAUCAAUGCCGUAUGGGCACACCCGAUCGUGUCGAGGACGAGGGAAGCCAUGGAGUGCAUCCGUGAGCGAGCAUUGGCUGGAGCUGCCGAUGGGAGCGUCGCGGGCCCUGGUGCGAUGUUCUGUGCUAGUCCGUUGGCGACGGUCCCGGAGGGCUUCUUGGAGGAGAUUCUGGGGAGAACCGCGGGUAGCUCUGAUGAUGAUGAGACGGAUGCGAUGGACUUGAGUUGA
This is a messenger RNA of Stereum hirsutum FP-91666 SS1, 369 nucleotides long. RefSeq lists its product as uncharacterized. The transcript has a single exon. Lineage: Eukaryota; Fungi; Basidiomycota; Agaricomycetes; Russulales; Stereaceae. The record is from RefSeq and is a predicted model, not a curated record. Bases 1 to 369 code for a protein of 122 amino acids.